AAAAAAUUGUAUGAGUAAAUCUACUAAACGAAGGAGAUUGUUGGAAGAAACGGCAAAUGUAUUAGACAAUUUUCUUGAAAUUCCUCCAUUAACAAGUCCUUUGAGUGUAUGUGUUUCUAAUGUGUCAGUUAAUGACGAUUUAGAGGACAAUUCUGAUUUAAAUGGUAUUGAGAGAAAUAUAAGUCCAGCAUCUGCAUCUCAUCGUUCCAAUGUUAUAAAAACUAUCAAUAUUAAUGAAAACAUAUUAAAUAAAGAAAUUAAUAAUUUAGAAAAAAUUUACCAGGGACAAUUCAAAUUGUGUAUAUAGUGUUGAUGAUAGAAGUGAAACAUUUGAAAACUUUCAACAAUUAGAUAUGAAGAGUGAAUUAAGUAAAUGGGCGGUUGAGUAUAACGUACCAAAUAAUACACUGUCUGGUUUAUUAAAAGUUUUAAAAAAAACAUGAUUGUUUUAGUAGUUUUCCCAGUGAUGCUAGGACUAUUCAUCAAACUAAUACUAAUACUCCAUAUAGCCAACCUAUACAAAUUAAAACUGUAUCACCUGGUAUAUACCAUCAUUUUGGAUUAGCAAAUGGAAUACAACAAACUAUAGACAAAUGUUUUUCUGAUGAAACUAUUAAGUUAGUAAUUGGAGUUGAUGGUCUGCCCUUAGCUAAAAGUUCCGGCAGUACUUUUUGGCCUAUCUUAGGUUAUAUAAGGCAAUUUAACCAAACUGUGUUUCCUAUAGGAAUUUAUUGGGGUCAUGAAAAGCCUGGUGAUAGUAAUAUUUUCAUGAAUGAUUUUAUAGAAGAGGUUAGGGAUCUCAUUUUAAAUGGAAUUACUGUUGAAUUAUUUAAUAAAGAUAAACAAUUAGUAAAUUUAAAAAAAAAAAUUGCAAUUGAUGCAUUUUGUUGCGAUGUUCCCGCAAAGGCAUUUUUAUUAAAAACAAAGGGUCAUACUGGCUUUUAUUCUUGUUCUAGAUGUUCAGUACAGGGUACUUUUUUACUUCGACGUGUUUGCUUUCCAGAUUUAGAAUGUUCAAAAAGAACUCACCAAGAUUUUUUAAAUAAAAUUCAAGAACAACAUCACACUCCAGGUCAUAUUACUAAUAUAAUUAAUAUCCCUGAUAUUGAUGUUGUUCAAAACUUUUCUAUUGAUUAUAUGCAUUGUGUUAUUUUGGGAGUUAUGAAAAAAAUGCUUAUGCUAUGGAAAGGAAGUGGUGAAAUUGGUAGAGUAGGUGUAAAUAAACAAAAAUUACCCUCCAACUUAGUUAAACAAAUAUCUACUCGUCUAAUAUCAUUAAAAAAAUAUAUACCUUCUGAUUUUAGUAGAAAACCUCGGAGUUUAGAUGAAUUAAGUCGAUGGAAAGCAACUGAAUUAAGGCAAUUUUUGCUAUAUACCGGACCUGUAGUGCUUUAUUUACAAGUGUCAAAAAAAAUUUAUUACAAUUUUCUUUACUUAAAUGUGGCUAUGACUAUAUUCUUAAGUCCCAAUUUUAACCACCUUGCAUUAGAUGCUCAGGCUUUAAUGGUAAAUUUUGUUAAACAGUUUGGUAAAUUAUAUGGUAAUAAAUUUAUAUCUAACAAUGUACAUUCAUUAAUUCACUUAUAUGAUGAUUAUGAAAAAUAUGGUUCACUAGAUCAGGUCAGUUGCUUCAAGUUUGAGAACUAUAUGAGUAAAUUGAAAAAAAUGGUUAGAAAAAAUGAAAAGCCUCUCCAACAAGUAGUAAAAAGAUAUUGGGAACAAUGUAACCUCAAAUUUGACCAUGAAACUACAAUGUAUUUCAACAAUGAUAAUAUUAGACCAAAGUUUGAAAAAUUACACACUGAAGGUCCUUUAAUUAGAGAUAUGGCUUCACCACAGUAUAAAAUAUUAAUCUUAGAAAAAAUAAUUAUAAAAAUUCAUUCUGAUUCUGAUUCAUAUGCAAGUGUAAACACCAAUGGAGAAACUAACAUUAUUAAGAUAGUAAAUAUUUGUUAUAAUUCACUCUUGAAAAAAGAAGUUAUAUUAGGUAGAAAAUUUGAAACUGUAGAAUGUUUCUUUAAAAAACCAAUAAAAAGUUCUGACAUAGGAGUAUAUAAAAUUAGUAAUUAUUCCAAAAAAGUUGAAAUGUGGAAUAUUGGUGAUUUAAAAGUUAAAUAUGCUGUGUUACCUAUUGAUGAAAAUGUGUCUGUAGGUACACCAAUUAUUCAUUUUAAUAAUUAA
Molecule: messenger RNA, 2181 nt
Organism: Sipha flava (yellow sugarcane aphid)
Lineage: Eukaryota; Metazoa; Arthropoda; Insecta; Hemiptera; Aphididae
Exons: 1
Coding region: 769-2181 (470 amino acids)
Source: RefSeq, a predicted model, not a curated record